Molecule: messenger RNA, 1974 nt
Organism: Morone saxatilis (striped sea-bass)
Lineage: Eukaryota; Metazoa; Chordata; Actinopteri; Moronidae
Exons: 6
Coding region: 37-882 (281 amino acids)
Source: RefSeq, a predicted model, not a curated record
CGUGCACGUCCCUGUAGACAGUGAAAUCCUGAUUCAAUGGCGGAAAUUCCUGCAGGAAAAGUUGCAAUUCCCGCCUUGGCAACAACAGCCUACACCACAAAGCUGCCCAAGAGGAGGAAGACGGACCUAACGAGAAGAACGGCCAAGAGAGAGUCGGACUACAGGCGCAAUAAAACGCGCGUGAAUAUCGGUGAAGCCUUUCAGAGAUGGAGAGAACUUCGCAAAUGUCUCGGCCUCAGUUUGGACUCGGAGCUUGCCGUCCUUCUCCUGGACAGUUAUCUUCGGACAAAGUCGGAGAGUCGACCUGAACGACCAACCGUUAAAAGAAGUUCCUCUACUGAGACCUGUGAGAGUGUGCACAUUUACCCACUCGUGAUGAAUCCACCAGUCGAAUAUGAGCCGGAAGCUUAUCCUGCUGCUUCUGUCCACUCACCUGAGAAUGGGAAGGAGUCAGGGGAAAAAGAUGGUGCUUGUCAAAGACUGAACAGUCAAGAUGAGGAGACGAGAUGGACGACAAGCAACCCGUCAGAAAAUAAAGAAAAUAGAGAUAUUCAAGAAGACAAGAAUGAAGAAUUCAGCACCUCAUUAAGCGUGGGAGACGGGCACUACCUGGUGGAUUUGGGAAGCUCGUCAGAGUUCAUCGUCGAUGAAGAGUGCAUCCUUCAGCUGUUCAGGUCAUGCCGGGAAUGCAACAGACAAUGUACGGUUAGAAAACGUGUGAAAGGACUAAAGCUUGUGGUUUCCCAGGCGUGCUGUUUCUGUGAAAGCCGCUAUAAAUGGACUAACCUGCCAGAUGACGACGAUGAUUUCCAGAUCAAUGGAAACGAUGCGGCACACGGACAGAUCAACUCGGCACUGUCGCCAAGCAGUAAUACUAGCUGAGACACAACCAUGUCUGAAAUGACGCUCCAAGUGGACAGUGGUUGUACUGAGACAAACCUGUGACGGGUCUGGGCAGCUGUGGUUACUCUGCUGCCUCUGUGGAGUUUGGCUGUGUUUCUCUGAAAUAUCACACAGCUGUCACCAACUUCUGUUUGUGUUUAUUUCCUGCUAUCAGGAAGUAAACAUGAGCCAUCUGAUGCUAGCGAGAGGCUUGCAGCAUUUGUCUGUGAACAUCAUGCAUACCAGUGAGAGAAUACUUGGUUUUGAGUGACAGGUGAGAGAGUUUUAGUGGACAGUCAAAUUGCCGUUGGUGCAAAACACCAGAUACAGCCGAACACUAACGGCAGAGAUGGUUCCCUGAAGAAAGCUGGACUGUUCUUUGGCUUUCCAGGGAAAACUUUUCAGAUUUCUUACUUCAAGAAGUUAUUGAUAUAUUGAUCCUUUCCCAUCCUUGUGCCAAUAUGCACAAUACACAUUUGUUCAAAUGAGGAUUGUUGACAUGUGUUCAAGCAAUAUUGAACAAUGCUGAAAUUACUCACUUUUCAUUGUUAAUAACUAAAUUCAAGCCUCCAUUUACACCUUCCAUUAACUGUCUGUGUCUGGAUAUCACUAAAUGUUGUCUCCCUGCUGGCUUAAGCAAGCCCAGUGAACAGUAGCAGCAGGUGAGGCCAGCUCAAUAAAGAUACUGAGAUCUGAUCAUGUGGGCAGAAUGAGUUAACAACACUAAUACUAAUUGUUGUCAUCCAGAUACAGAUCAUGUGUAUAACCUGGUGUAAACGAGGCCCACAUACUCCACUCAUGAGCCAAGAUAAUAAAAAAAGAUAACAAUUUUGGUUUUCCUGUCCACGUCAUUCAUUAUUUAAUCAGAACACCUUUUUUGAUCAUUUGAGCCCCAGCUACAGCUCAACACAAACUAGCAUUUAGUGCAGGUCAAACUUGCAGAGCUUUUUUUCCCCAGACAAUUUUCCCUCUUCGAUAAAGAAUUGAUUUGAUAUAAACACCUCAUGAAUUUAAAUUUUCCACCUUCAUUCUCCACCUGGAUCUGCCUCAUUACAGGAUUUUGUUCAGUGAAGUCAAUAAAAUACCAAAACA